Anas platyrhynchos (mallard) is the source of this 1126-nucleotide messenger RNA. It is a transcript of the gene RGCC, whose product is annotated as regulator of cell cycle. The record is from RefSeq and is a predicted model, not a curated record. Lineage: Eukaryota; Metazoa; Chordata; Aves; Anseriformes; Anatidae. Gene Ontology annotation, biological process: regulation of cell cycle. Gene Ontology annotation, cellular component: cytoplasm. Gene Ontology annotation, molecular function: protein kinase binding; protein kinase activator activity.
CCUCAGCGGGCAGGGCCGGCCGGUGGCCGCCGCCUCCCUCCCGCCCCCUCAGCCCCCAGCCCCGGCGGCCAUAAGAGGCGGCGGCGGCGGGGCCGGGCCGGCAGCGGCGGGGCGGCCGCCAUGAAGUCGCCUCAGGCGCAGCGCCCGGCGAGCCACGGCUCCGGCCGUCGCCCCGCGGAGCUGCCGGAGGAGGAGGAGGGCGACUUGGCGGAGGCGCUGGGCGAGUUCGAGGCGGUGCUGGAGGAUUUCGCCUGCCCCGCCGGCCGGCGCCGCUUCCAUUACGGCGAGCACCUGGAGCGCAUGAAGCGGCGGAGCAGCGCCAGCACCAGCGACCUCAGCGACUCGGAGAGUGCAGACUCGCUCUACAGGAACAGUCUUAGCCUCAGCGAUGAAAAGCUUAACUCUCCAACUGCGUCUACUCCAAGUUUACCAUCUCCAUCAGUAACUCCAUGUAAAGCAAAGCUUGGAGACACAAAGGAACUGGAAGAAUUCAUUGCUGAUCUUGACAGGACACUAGCAAGUAUGUGAGAUGAAUCUCUGGCAUUGUUUGCCUAUGAAUGUCAUCUGAAGGAUAAGUGACAUCAGUCGCUGAAAACUGCUGCCCUCAUCUGAUAAAUUUGUUACCCAAGAUACUCAUCGUCUGAACAUAACCUUUGUAAACUCGUACAAGUAUUUAACUGGCAAACAUCAGUGUUGUCACUUUGCAGCAGGUGGAAACGUGUAACUUAAGUGUUACAGCUAUAUUUUGCUUUAAAAUAUAGCUUAAAUUUUAAUUUAAAGUUGCUUUUAUGAAAAUAUAUUUGUAAUUUUAUAUAGUUGAGAACUUUUAAUGCUUUUUUUUUCCAUUUAUAAUAUAUUUUUGUAUACAAAUAAACCCUAAACUGGAAUCCAGAUGUCUGAAACUUUCCUGUGAACUAUGAAAUGAACAAAAAUUAAGCUCUUACUGAAAACAAAAUCAAGCUUUAAAAUAUCUGAGGCUGUAUUUCUUGUUAGGUGAAAUGUAUUUAAGUGGUCUUCAUAUGGGACUUCAUGUUGUUCUCUUCAAAUUGAUUAAGAGUAUUUUGUACUAUGUAAAAUUAACUCAGUCUGGAAAAUAAAAUCAGUCAACCUUUUAUAUUAAGGCAAA